This is a messenger RNA of Selaginella moellendorffii, 593 nucleotides long. Its product is annotated as non-specific lipid-transfer protein 3. NCBI's taxonomy places the organism in Eukaryota, Viridiplantae, Streptophyta, Lycopodiopsida, Selaginellales, Selaginellaceae. Gene Ontology annotation, biological process: systemic acquired resistance. The transcript is spliced from 2 exons. The coding region runs from base 108 to 452 and encodes 114 amino acids. The record is from RefSeq and is a predicted model, not a curated record. Gene Ontology annotation, molecular function: fatty acid binding.
CGCUCCAAAGAUCAUUCCUUCACAAACUCUCUUCUUUUCCAAAGCAAGUUUACCUGACAUUCUCGCUUCCCGAUCUCUCUCGCGCUAGACUCUAGAUCUCUAAGAGAAUGGAGCUCUCGAAGAUGGUGGCGGUGGUGGCGGUGGUGGCGCUGGCGCUCCUCGCGUCCUCGCCUCGAGCGGCGCUGGGGCAGUCGUGCGACACUAGCAAGUUCACGAAUCUGCAGGCUUGCCUCCCGGCGGCCACUGGCUCGGGCUCGGUUACCUCGAGUUGCUGCUCCGCGAUGAUGGCCUACCGCAGCAAUCCCAGCUGCCUUUGCAGUACGCUCGUCUACGCCAAAUCCCAGCUUAGUAGCAUCAAUCUCAACAACGCUUUGGCCAUUCCCAAGGCCUGCGGCUACUCGUCCUACAUCCCCUCGGGCUUCACUUGCCAAGGAAUUACUGUUCCCAGGUGAAGACUCUCUCAAAAGGAGGAAAGCGUUCCAGAGCUUCCAUCGCUUGAUCUCGUUUAAGUAGAUUACGUUAGCUAGAAUAAGAAACGUUCCUUGUUUUAUAUGAGUAAUAAAUAUAAUAAUAGUACUAUUAUUAUUUAAAGA